AUGUUACAGCCCAUCAAUAAGGAGGCAGACCCAUGGGUCACACCUAUUGCUCAAACGGAUCACACAACUGGCGGGCCAGUUUUGCUGGAACCCCAGCCAGCGGCUGCACAGAAAAGUAAGACUCCUAUCAAGGCGGAUGAUGCGAGUUCACUUGAGCAUGCACCUGACCUGGCGGAAAACACCAAGGUGUACUGGUGGACUCGGUGUUCACACAAGCUUGGGACCGACAGGGAGGGCCCAUUUUUCUUGAAGUACUGGAAUGCGCCUGGUACUCUGGUGUGGUUGAGACUGCUGACGGACUGCCUUUCAUAG
Volvox carteri f. nagariensis is the source of this 312-nucleotide messenger RNA. RefSeq lists its product as uncharacterized. Lineage: Eukaryota; Viridiplantae; Chlorophyta; Chlorophyceae; Chlamydomonadales; Volvocaceae. Bases 1 to 312 code for a protein of 103 amino acids. The record is from RefSeq and is a predicted model, not a curated record. The transcript has a single exon.